GUUGUAUUCUUGUUUGGUCUCUUAAGCAUGUCCGACACCUCAGACUUAGACCGGCAUGGUAUUUGGUCAUUGGAUGCUGCCUCCUCUCUUGCUGCACUCGAGUAUAUCCAACCAGAUGUAUCGCCAGAUUACUCUGACCUUAUGGGACUCGAUGUCUCUGGCCUGCUAGACUCUGCUACAUACCUGCCUCCCAUAUCUCAAGACCCACUAUUAUAUACUUCGACCAAUACCGGAUCGACAGCCAAUACUGCUUCUCAUCCAAGCGACCUUCCAUACAGAGCCAACACCCUCGGUCAAUACCCUGAAACCAACCCAUCCACUCCGCAAGACAGGACAAAGGGUUGUACGUCGUGUGGGCUACAAGGAACCAGCCCGGACGUUCCUGUCAAUGCUUAUACUACUGGCCCUAAUCACGAGAACCAGCUGUUUGAGGCGAGCCAUCUCCGUCCCCAUGUCGGUUGCAAUGAUUCCUUCGCUCAUGCAACCAUUAAACGUGGCAAUGAUAGUGGAAUGAAUGAAAGAACAGCUGUCUUCAUAGAAAGUAAACCACGGAAACCAAAAUUCUUCAUAUGCAAGUGGGAGGGCUGCACACACAAGAGGAACCACUUUAGACGCGAGAUUGAUUUGAUGCGACAUGUCAAAAACAUUCAUGUCUCUCCUCGAUCCUAUCGGUGUGAUGUAUGCAACAUGUUAUUUAAUAGAAGGGACAACCUAGAGGCACAUACUCGCCGUGUUCAUGUCCAGCCUUGAUUGUGAGCGACCUCUAAGAGGCUGGUUGACUAGGUCCAAGUUCGAUUUGAGCCUCCUCCGUCUUGACUUCCGUUCUUUCUUUGUUCGUUCCUUCCUUCUGGCUUGCUUUUUCUCUUGCUGCUUCUCUUCAAAAAAACAUUUCGGGAUUUUUUCCCUCUUUCUUUCUUUCUUCCCUUAACCAACUCAUCCCAUAUAAAGCAUCCAUGUUUCAUCUUGUUGUUAUAUCUUAUGUUCAUCUCUGCUUUUCAAGCCAACU
Messenger RNA from Aspergillus steynii IBT 23096, 1006 nucleotides. RefSeq lists its product as uncharacterized. Lineage: Eukaryota; Fungi; Ascomycota; Eurotiomycetes; Eurotiales; Aspergillaceae. The coding region runs from base 28 to 750 and encodes 240 amino acids. The transcript has 2 exons. The record is from RefSeq and is a predicted model, not a curated record.